AUGAACUUUUUCUCGGAUGACGACUCAGCACUCAAUCUGAAAUUUCCAUUUACAGUUGGAGGCGCAGAAAGAAUCUCAAAAAUACAAAUAAAGACAGAGAGGUCAAUGGCAGUCGUUUCUUUUUCCCUUCCGUUUAACAUUCAAAUGAAUAUUCAGAAUGCCCAGCAAGUCUCUUUAGAAAAAAGAGGAGACAAAUUCAUAUAUGUCUUUGAGUUUGAAAGUGUGGAUGAUGCAGUUGAAUGGGUAGGUUCGAAGAAUGCCACGGUUCAGCAGAAGAGUAGAAGCGACGAUGUAAAAGCAUUACAGCGAGAGAUGAAUGAGUUUAUGAUAGCAUAUGAGAGUAAAGAGAAAAAGAAGAGGAAAAAACUAGUUGAUGAGGAUGGAUUUGAGUACUACGAAUGA
This is a messenger RNA of Vittaforma corneae ATCC 50505, 402 nucleotides long. RefSeq lists its product as uncharacterized. NCBI's taxonomy places the organism in Eukaryota, Fungi, Microsporidia, Nosematidae. Bases 1 to 402 code for a protein of 133 amino acids. The transcript has a single exon. The record is from RefSeq and is a predicted model, not a curated record.